AAUGUAAACUAUUAAAUUCAAUUUGUAACCUUAUCGCUUAAUAUCAUCAAAAAGAGUUGACCACCAACCGCUCGCCAACUCGUAGUGACGAAAUGUUCAAUAAUGUGGAAGGCAAAUUAUACAAGAAAGUUGCUAUUACUUUCAUCCUUGUCACGUCAUUAAACAUUAUACUUGAUAUUGUGGUGCUGGGAACGACAGGCUGGAUGAUCAGAACAGUUCAAGUAUACGAUGGACAAAAUGAGACCACAAUACAUUAUCACGGUGGAUUAUUCAGAGCUUGUGGUCCAGACCGUUGCGCAAAUAUGAAUCCGACCAGAGGCGCUAGAACGGCUGCUGCUUUUGUUAUAAUGGCAUUAUUUAUGAGAUGUACAUGUAUUGCACUUGUCAUAUUAACGAUGUUGAAGAAGAUCCGAGCAUAUCCACAAAGUGCCAAACUGAGUUUUAUUUCAGGAUUUGGAUCUUUUGUGGCAUAUCUUGCUCACACACAUGCAUUCGAACAAGGAGUUACAUUUGGAUACAGUUUCGCACUGGCUUGUGUUGUAGCUGUCCUCAGUAUCGGCAACUCCUUCAUUUUGGGUUGGGAACUUCGUUAGAUACAUUUCAAGGCUUUAUUGCUUGCUUUCUGUACAAAUGUUUUGGAGAAACGGACGAUUAAUACUGUAUUCGAUUAUUUUUCGUAAAUGUUUUAUGAUGAAAAUAGUAAAGAGUACAUUACUUUUACAAUAUUGCUUAAACGAAUUUUGAUAAAUGCCGUUGUACUUAUGUCAAUUUGACGCACUUAUGAAUAACGUUUAUGAUAGACUGCUGGUCCGUACCGGUACAGCCUUUUUUUUCCGUACUUUCCUACAUCAAUGUCAACCGGAGUAAGGAUUCGACACAAACAGGACGUACAUAACUAUGAAUCUUUGUCAUAUAAAACAAGUAAGCAAUGCUCAGCGACCAACUAUCUUUUCAAAUGUCAUAAAUAUGUCACAUUAUCGACUUUUGAGUUUUUACUAAUUCAUUUCCAAUAGCCUACUAGCAAUGGCGAGGUACAGGUAUUGAUUAAAAAAUGUUGUAUUCUGUGCUUCUCGCCUCUAACUAUAACCAAUUGAUGACCUUCUGUUACUAAUAUUUUCAAACUCGCACUAUUUCGCCACAUUUAUUUAUAGUUUUUGUUAUAUUUUCUUGAUUAUUAUUCCAAUAUCUCCCUAUCGAUAUUCUUACUUACGGGGUUUCAUUUCUUGUAAUCAUUUCACAAACACACGUAUUUAUAUAAAUAAAUGUAUUUAAAAUCACGAAGAAAAACUUGAA
Styela clava is the source of this 1293-nucleotide messenger RNA. RefSeq lists its product as uncharacterized. The record is from RefSeq and is a predicted model, not a curated record. Lineage: Eukaryota; Metazoa; Chordata; Ascidiacea; Stolidobranchia; Styelidae.